AUGUCCGCCAACUCCAAUCGGGAGGAUUUCCCCAUUAGCCCCAAUCUCGGCUAUGGGCUUCGUCUUUUCUUCUACUCGCAAUUAUUCGUCACCCCCAAGCUCCCAACCCAGUCUUUCGCCAAGCAAACCGUGAUCGUCACCGGUGCCAACUCCGGGCUAGGCCUCGAAUCCGCACAGCACUUCUACCGCCUCAACUCCGCCAGAUUGAUCCUCGCCGUUCGCUCUAUUGCCAAGGGUCAAGGGGCUAAAGAGUAUAUUUUGCGGAACAAUCCGCAACGCUCCGAGCCGGAUGCUAUCGAGAUAUGGCCCCUCGAUCUCUCGAGCACUAAGUCAACGUUAGCAUUCGCUGAUCGCGUGAAGACAGACCUUCCACGGUUAGAUGUUUUGGUAAACAACGCAGGAAUAAAUUCGCCUGAGUGGAAGGUCUACGAGGGCUAUGAACAAGCCGUCCAGGUUAAUGUUCUUAAUACCUUUUUACUAGCACUAUCCCUCUUACCUAAGCUUGAGGCGACGAGUGCUGUAUUAGCGGAGAAGGAGCCAUACCCACAUCUAGUGAUUGUGAGCUCUGAGGCGCACCGAUUGACUAGAUUCCCGGAGAUCAAUUUCCCUGAGCUAUAUACGAAGCUGAAUAAUAAGAGUAACUUUAGUCAGCAACCAAGAUACCAAGCUACUAAGCUUAUAGAAGUCCUCUUCACGCGUGAACUUGUCGCUCGCCUUGGUUCAACUAGCGUGAUUAUUAAUCUCGUUAACCCUGGUCUAUGCACCUCCAACCUAGAGCGCAACAGCGGCAAAGCUCCCAUGGUGCUACGCUUAAUACGGCGCAUCUUAGAUCGAACUACCGAGGUUGGCAGCCGCACCCUCGUCCUCGGCGCGUCAGCUCCCGCCAGUUCGCACGGCGAGUUUCAGAGCGAUGGGUCGAACCAGGAUGUAGAAGCGUGGAUAUAUACAGAGGUCGGGCAGCGGGCACAGAAGAAAGUGUUUGAGCAGACGCUGCAGAUUCUGGAGGCGAGGAAGUCGGGAAUUGCGCAUGAGGCAGGACUGCGCGAUGUUUAA
This is a messenger RNA of Penicillium pulvis, 1053 nucleotides long. Its product is annotated as NAD(P)-binding protein. The record is from RefSeq and is a predicted model, not a curated record. The coding region runs from base 1 to 1053 and encodes 350 amino acids. The transcript is spliced from 2 exons. Lineage: Eukaryota; Fungi; Ascomycota; Eurotiomycetes; Eurotiales; Aspergillaceae.